Messenger RNA from Williopsis jadinii, 2439 nucleotides. Its product is annotated as Zn(II)2Cys6 transcription factor. The record is from RefSeq and is a predicted model, not a curated record. The coding region runs from base 184 to 2205 and encodes 673 amino acids. Gene Ontology annotation, molecular function: zinc ion binding; DNA-binding transcription factor activity, RNA polymerase II-specific. The transcript has a single exon. Gene Ontology annotation, biological process: regulation of DNA-templated transcription. NCBI's taxonomy places the organism in Eukaryota, Fungi, Ascomycota, Saccharomycetes, Phaffomycetales, Wickerhamomycetaceae.
CUAUGCGUUUGAAUGACUGCGGCGCUUAUCUACUUUGUGUGUGCGAUUGUCUUAUCUCGCGACAACAUUCCGUCGCGAGAGAAAUGUGCAAUGUCCAGCGAGCGAAGCACUGCUAUCAUAGAUAUAUAUAUGGAGUGAGAUCAAGCUUCCACUCUUCAGAUUCCCACAAUUCCCAUUGAGGAAAUGGCUUCCAAAUCCACCUCUAAUAGAUUUUCUGGCUGCGGGACGUGUCGAAGAAGGAAAGUCAAGUGCUCAAACGAGAGGCCAAUCUGCAGCAGAUGUGCCAAAGCAGGUGUUGAUUGUGAGGGCUUUGACAUCAAGCUGAGUUGGAAUGAUCCCGUAAAGUACGAUAAGUUCGGCAAUGUGAUACACAGCAAGCGCAAAAGUGGAUGCAGUGAUUCGAUCAGCAGAAGGCACAUCCCACGCACUCCAUUCAGAAGGCCUUAUCGCUCCUUCGAGGAGAUGGACAAUGAUCUGGGAUUACUGGGAAUGCUGGUGAGCUCUACUGUUAUCGAUGGUAGAACGAUACUGCGAGGCCCAUUUGGUCUCUUCCACUCUAAGCCAACAUGUGAGCUGGCACCUAUUGAUAGCCCCUCCGGGUUCACGCCAUUGAUAAACCGUGCAACGGAAUACUACGGAGACGGUGCUGCUGGUGAUUUUGCUAGUGAUAAUCCCAGGGACCUUGCAGCCACUGAUCUGGAAAGUAUAGCACUUACCACGGCAGAGAGGAUAAUCGAGCGAGUACAUGAUGAUGAGAUGGAAAGGCAUUUGAGUUUUGUUCAAACCUGUGGCAGAAACGAUUCCAUUCAUAUAUCAUCGUUGUUCAAUGAUUUAAUCGCUUAUUAUAAAGAUACGCUUUCGACGAAGAUGCUGACUGUCGGAUUCAAAACGAAUCCUUGGACAACACUGUUCCUGCCCAAAGCAUUGCUCUGCAUUGGAGGAGAAGUCACUUGCACUGAAACACCAUCUUCCAGAUGGUCUCUCUUAUAUGCCAUAUUAUCAAUCUCCUGUUUCAGACUGCAAAGUGAGUGCAAGAAGAAUUCUAGUGAGAUGUCAUUCUUCCUCAACCUAGGGGUUAGGUUCAGACUGAAGGCUUCAACGUAUCUUCGAGACGUUUUAGAUAACCUUGAGAAGGAAAAGUAUAAAGAUGUCAUCUGUGCACUGUUGUCAAUGAGCUCCAUCGAUGUGGUUUGGGGGAUAAUGGCUGAUUGUCAGUACCAUAUAGGUAUAUGUGAAGAUCUCGCUUUCCAGAGAUACCAGAAUCGUCCCAGACUAAGUAAGAAGGCCCUGGUGUUGAGUCGUGUGAUCACCUUCAUGAAGUACAUUAGUGACUCUACAAAUACCGAAUCUACGAAUGGAUACAACAACUGUUCUGUCGAUGCUAAUUUUGCCAAAAACUUUUUGAGCAAGGUUGAAGAGGGAGAGGUCUACCAAGAAAGUUUGAAUGAGAGAGGAUUGGUAGAGUUUGUACGGACUGAAGGAUCUUUUACUCAGUCUGAACCACAAUUUCUGCAAAUAGCUACCGAUGGUGAUAACAUCAAUUUCACCUUUGAAACGCUCUAUGCCCUACCUAACAGUUUCAAUUAUCUGUUCCAAACGGUCGUCAGGCUCUAUAAAAUCAAGCAGUUCCUUGAUAAUAACAAGAGAAAUGGCAGAACUGCUACAGAUGACUUGGAACAGCAGUUCAAAUUGAAGUGCAUGGAGUUGGAAGAAAGACUACUCAAUUGGAAAAUGGAAUGGAAACUCGUGGAUUAUCAGGGAAUCUGUUCGAAUGAAGACCAGGAAAGCUUGCCGUUUAUUUCCCCCUUGCAUGCUUGUGUUUUCCAUUCAAUCAUGAGUCGUUAUACCAGUUUACUCAUCUAUUACUUCAAGAUAAUAAGGAAUUAUUCGGAUAUUCAUUUACAAAGCUACUGUGAAUCGACUUAUCGCCAUUUGGAAAAGAUGGCAGAACUACGUCGGUCCCACAAUAUAUCGCUAUUGAGUACAUCUUGGCCUGCCUUUAUUGCUGGAUGUUCAUGUUUGGAUGUCAAUUUACAAACGAAAUUCAAAGCAUGGUUUGAAGAUUUAAGUAACAUUGGCAUGGGAUCUUACUGGGGAACAAGAAAGAUAAUAUUUGAAGUUUGGAGAAGACGCAAGGCUGGUGAAAAGAACGAUGACUGGAUGAGUGUACAUAGAGAAUGGGAAACAGGACUCAUGCUGAGUUAAUGUUCCAUACAACACGAAGAGAUAAAGCUCUCGUACGACACAAGUUGAUCUGUAGUGCUUCGGUACGGUAGAGGCGAUCGGGACCUUUGCUAACGCUGCGGUAAAUCUCGAAUCGCCGCUACCUGGGAUGCGCGGCCCGUCGGGUCUUUGCUUUGAUUCCUCGUCUCUCGUUUGAUAGGAUGAUGAUUGUGAAACCAACGAAAUCAACGCGCAAAGAGUUUCCUAAAACUGUAG